GGGUGGACCUGGCCUAAGAUGGGGAGCGUUCUUGUUGCGGCUGGGUUCAUAGCGCUACAAUUUGCCAUUGGGAAGGCCAAUCCAGAUUCAAAACGUUUAUAUGACGACUUACUGAGCAAUUAUAAUCGCUUGAUACGGCCCGUGGGCAACAAUUCGGAUCGUUUAACGGUGAAAAUGGGUUUACGUCUAUCACAGUUGAUUGAUGUUAAUCUCAAGAAUCAGAUAAUGACGACAAACGUCUGGGUGGAGCAAGAGUGGAAUGACUAUAAACUCAAGUGGAAUCCAGACGACUACGGCGGUGUAGACACACUUCAUGUGCCAUCUGAACACAUUUGGCUGCCGGACAUAGUUUUGUAUAAUAAUGCGGAUGGCAAUUAUGAAGUAACAAUAAUGACAAAAGCAAUAUUACAUCAUACAGGAAAAGUAGUAUGGAAGCCGCCAGCGAUCUAUAAAUCAUUUUGUGAAAUUGAUGUAGAGUACUUCCCAUUUGACGAGCAAACAUGUCUCAUGAAGUUUGGCUCUUGGACAUAUGAUGGUUAUAUGAUUGAUUUACGUCAUCUACUACAAUCGCCCGAUUCAGAUGUAAUUGACAUCGGAAUUGAUCUUCAAGACUACUAUAUAUCAGUCGAAUGGGAGAUCCUGAAGGUGCCUGCCGUUAGAAAUGAAAAAUUUUAUAGUUGUUGUGAAGAACCAUAUCCCGAUAUAAUUUUUAAUAUAACAAUCAGACGAAAGACAUUGUUUUAUACAGUUAAUUUAAUCAUACCAUGUGUUGGUAUAUCAAUGUUAUCAGUGCUAGUUUUCUAUUUACCAUCGGACAGUGGAGAGAAAAUAUCAUUAUGUAUCAGCAUAUUACUCUCACUGACUGUGUUUUUUUUACUGCUUGUUGAAAUUAUUCCACCGACAUCAUUGACCGUGCCAUUGUUGGGCAAAUAUCUCCUCUUCACUAUGAUGCUAGUCACUUUAUCUGUUUGUACGACAAUUGCUGUGUUAAAUGUUAAUUUUCGAUCUCCGGUAACGCAUAAAAUGGCACCGUGGGUUCAACGAAUAUUUAUCGAAUUUCUGCCUAAGCUCCUGUGCAUACAACGACCCAAAAAGGAAGAUGAACCGCAAGUCGAAGAGCAACCGCCAGAAGUGUUAACUGAUGUGUUCCAUGUACCACCAGAUGUGGAGAAAUAUUCACCAUUUUGUACAAACAAAUAUAGUACUGAUUUUGAUAUACCAGCUCUGCCACCAUCGCGUUUCGGUGAGCCACCAUUGCCAGCACUGCCAUUGCCAUUAUCGAGUGGCGACGAAGAACUUUUUAGUCCUGGAAUCAACGAUAUGAGUCCAAAUUGUUGCGGUGAUGUGAGUCCAACGUUUGAGAAGCCAAUGUAUCGUGAAAUGGAGAAGACGAUGGAAGCAUCCCGUUUCGUAGCUCAACAUGUUAAAAAUAAAGAUAAAUUCGAGAGUGUAGAAGAAGACUGGAAAUACGUAGCAUUGGUAUUAGAUCGUUUAUUUUUAUGGAUAUUUGCAAUUGCUUGUGUGGUUGGCACAUGCUUAAUUAUCCUGCAAGCACCCUCACUCUACGAUACGACAAAUCCCAUAGAUAUUCAAUACUCAAAGAUCGCCAAAAAGAAGCUCGAAUUACUGAAAAUGGGGAGUACGGGUGUCUAGCAGACACCCGGGUUCAUAGCCGGUGUUUGGACAACAAUCCAAGCAUGGCUACGAACCCUGGCCAAUCAAGACAGCCAUUAAAUCAAAAAUCAUUGCAACAGUUGCUUAACUACCGAUACGAAACCAUCUGCAACACUCGAUUAAAAGUGAUUAUCGACGAAACACUCAAUGACGAAUUUCCUCUACGUUUAAUGGACACAAAAAUGUGGUCGCUUCUGAAGCUAAUUAAAAAAUAACAUUAAAGCAAAUUAAUAAAAACGGCAAGUGCAAAGAACGUUAAAAAAAGCGAAAUGGAAAUUUGUGGGACAAAUGAUAAUAACAUGCACAGACAUUUUUUAAUGAAAAUUAAUUAUGCAAUAGUAGUGAUGUUCAACGAGACGACAAAGCCAGAAGAUGGAAAAAUAAAGAAAGGAAAAACAUAAAAGAAUUAUUUGUGAAAUAAAAAAAUAAAAGCUUAAAUGCCUGGCUCAUAAAUCGCGGUUCUAUGAGACACAUCCGUGACCAUAACAGAAAUUAUAAUGAAUUUCAAUUAACACAAAAGAAAUAAAAGGAAAAAAUCCCGACAACAACUGUCGAGUAGAAAGCUCGAGAUAAAAAUAUGAAGAAAAUGUAAAAAAAGAAAACAUUAAGGAAGGAAAAUUUGCAGUGUUAUUUUUAUUCCCCCCAAUUUGUCGGUGUAAGUGUUAACUAAAAUGACUAACCAUUUUUUUAUAGAUGUAAAUUAAAUGGGACAUUAAUUGAUGAUGAAACUUAUUCCGAGAGUGAUUUGAACGUAAACGUUGAACAUAAAAUAAAUUAAAAUAAAAUAAAAAAACACAAAGUGAUAUUCAUAAACAUUGAAUGUUUUGUAUUGAGAUUUAAAAAUAAUUAAAUAAAAAAAGUAAAGAUGAUUGAAAUUGAUUGUCUCUUUGUUUAGUCGGAAAGAGACAAAGAGAAAAAGAAUAAUAAAAACAAAUUAUUUUUUGAUUUGCCAUUGCACAAUAAUAGAAAAGACAAUUCUAGAAUUCCGAAACAAUAUUAACAUUUCUUAAAAAAACACAAAACUCCGGAUGAAUAGAAAUUAAAAUGCAACUUCAAUUAAAACCUAAUGACUAUAACUAUAACUACUACUGCACUAGACGAACAAACAUGUAGAUUGAGAUGAAAAUGAAAACAAUUGCAAAGCACUAGCGAAAAGAAAAACAAGUUUUUUUCUUUCUUAAAGUUGAAAACCUCAAAACUUUGUGAGGAAAAACGAAGAAGAAGAAGAGAAAAAAUUAAGAGUAAUUAAAGUGUCUUAACUACAGGAAACUAUGAACAUUUUAAACAAAACAAAAAAAUAUAAUUAAUUAAAUUAAAAGAAGAACAGCAACAGCUUGAAUUUUUUUUGUGGAGAUGCGCAAGAUGCGUUGAUAGUGAAAAUUAUUACAUUUAACUAUUUUCCUCUGUUUCCACGCGAUGUUUCGCUGGUUUCAAUUCUGCUGUUAAUGUUUUGUUUUUCUUCUUACACCACAUUUAAUCCAUUCAUUCUGUCGUCAACAUAAACAUCAAUCUUGUGUGGAAUGAAAUGUCGGCCCUCUAGCUAAAUAAAUUACAAGAGAAAAAUAUAUUUUCCUUCUUUCUGAUUAAAAGUAAUGAAAAUGUUUUACAUAAGUUUUGUUAAAUAUGCUACAUGACAUAUAUCUAUGUGUGGUAUCUGACGUUUGCUUAAAUUAUCUAAAUGUACAUUGUUCACAAUGAGGCUUUUAUGGCGAAAUGAAUGAAGAAGAAAAAUUUCAUGUAAAUACUUUAAAAAUAUUUUCAUUUUCUUCUUUUUUUAUUUUGUUUUCAUUUUCACUGUUCCAUCCAUCCACACCCACAAACAUCCAAGCACCAUAAGUAGAAUUGUGGGAAUGUGUAAAACAAGAUUAUAAUGCAUUUCAUGCACUUUUGUCUAUCCGCCCGUUCGAUAGAAAGACAACUUCAUCAUGAACCCCAUAUAAUCACUAAAAUAAAUUAAAUUAACACUCAACUACAACAGCAAUAAAUGCAACUGCACUUUAACAUCAACAAAAGCGAAAUAUUCUGAAUAUGAUCAAUAUAAACAAUAUUGAACAAUAGUUGAAAGCACUUUGAAUGUUAAGCUUUAAGAAAACAAUGUCAGAGAUCAUAACUAAUCAUUAAAUUAACAUUUUACAUUGAUUGCUAAUCUUUGAAGCCAUUUAAUGAGAGCUUCGAACUUUUUUUCUUACGUUGCGUUGCAAGACUUGGUGAUUAAAUGUUCAUCGACUUUCUUCCUUGUUAUUCAAUUACAAACUUUAUGAAUGUUGAAGCAAGCUUUAACACAUUGAGUGUAUGAUGAGUCACGAACCUAAUGAGUUUCUCCGC
Messenger RNA from Clunio marinus, 3999 nucleotides. The record is from the annotation of a GenBank genome assembly. Lineage: Eukaryota; Metazoa; Arthropoda; Insecta; Diptera; Chironomidae.